AUGACCAGGUCGACUACUGAGGUUUCAAGACCAGACCUCAAAGGAGACAUCUUCCGUAGCGACGCCGAGAGCUUGGUCCGGAGCAUGUGGCCUGGACCGUGCGUGGCCUGGACCGUGCGUGGCCUGGACCGUGGUCUGGUCCGUGGCCUGGUCCGUGGCCUGGACCGUGGCCCUGGACCGUGGUCUAAGAACAAGAAAACUCCUUAUUAUAUGGACUCUGUGCCUGAACCUACACCCACAGUGCCUGAACCUACACUCGCAGUGCCUGAACCUACACCCACAGUGCCUGAACCUACACCCACAGUGACUGAACCUACACCCACAGUGCCUGAACCUACACCCACAGUGCCUGAACCUACACCCACAGUGCCUGAACCUACACUCGCAGUGCCUGAACCUACACUCGCAGUGCCUGAACCUACACCCGCAGUGACUGAACCUACACCCACAGUGCCUGAACCUACACCCACAGUGACUGAACCUACACCCACAGUGCCUGAACCUACACCCGCAGUGACUCUGAACCUACACCCACAGUGCCUGAACCUACACCCACAGUGCCUGAACCUACACUCGCAGUGCCUGAACCUACACCCACAGUGCCUGAACCUACACUCGCAGUGCCUGAACCUACACUCGCAGUGCCUGAACCUACACCCGCAGUGA
Molecule: messenger RNA, 666 nt
Organism: Procambarus clarkii (red swamp crayfish)
Lineage: Eukaryota; Metazoa; Arthropoda; Malacostraca; Decapoda; Cambaridae
Source: RefSeq, a predicted model, not a curated record